Messenger RNA from Trifolium pratense (red clover), 631 nucleotides. RefSeq names its product histone H4. Lineage: Eukaryota; Viridiplantae; Streptophyta; Magnoliopsida; Fabales; Fabaceae. Gene Ontology annotation, cellular component: nucleosome. The record is from RefSeq and is a predicted model, not a curated record. Gene Ontology annotation, biological process: nucleosome assembly. Bases 94 to 405 code for a protein of 103 amino acids. The transcript has a single exon. Gene Ontology annotation, molecular function: structural constituent of chromatin; DNA binding; protein heterodimerization activity.
GAAAGGAAUUUUCAUUCAUUCCAAAACCAAUCUUCUUCUAAUCUUCAAAGUUCAUAAUUAUAAGAAAAAUCCAUUUUCUUCACUGCAAUAAAAAUGUCAGGUCGCGGAAAAGGAGGUAAGGGAUUGGGAAAGGGAGGUGCAAAGAGACACAGGAAGGUUCUUCGUGAUAACAUCCAGGGCAUAACAAAACCUGCAAUUCGUCGUUUAGCCAGAAGAGGUGGUGUCAAGAGAAUCAGUGGUUUGAUCUAUGAAGAAACUCGUGGUGUUCUCAAGAUCUUUCUCGAGAACGUGAUUCGUGAUGCUGUUACCUACACUGAGCACGCUAGGAGGAAAACCGUUACUGCCAUGGAUGUCGUUUAUGCUUUAAAGAGGCAGGGAAGGACUCUUUACGGUUUCGGUGGUUGAUUUUAGGGUUCAAUUUAGGGUUUCUGAUUGAACUAGCUUGAUUUAGUUGUAGAUGUUGUUUAAUUUCGGUGUAUUUCUAUUGUGUUCUUGUUUGGAUUCUUUUGAAUCAUUGAUUAGAUUAGUCUUUAGAUCUGAUUGAAUUGAAAUGAAUCGAUUAGUUCUGUGUUUCUAGUAUUUGGAAUUGGAUCUUAUUGAUGAAUGAAUAUUGAAUACUCUUUUGCUGCAA